CAGAUUUGCAACCAACAUAAUGCUGAAGCUCUCAACUUGGAACAAGCAUUUCACAGAAUGGCACAAACAGAACAUAAUCUGGACCAUGAUGUGUCAUGGUUCCUCCUUCCAUCAUACUGGGCUAAAAUGCUUGUGGCAUUUAUUUCUUUCAUCUGUUUUGCUAACAGCUAUGAUGGAGAUUUUGUCUUUGAUGAUUCUGAAGCCAUCAUCAAUAAUAAGGACCUCAGGGCAGAGACCCCUCUUGGUGACCUAUGGCAUCAUGACUUUUGGGGCAGCAAACUCAGCAGCAAUACCAGUCAUAAGUCAUAUCGACCACUAACUGUCCUAACUUUCAGAAUUAAUUACCUUUUUGCUGGAGGCUUCUACCCAGUUGGUUUCCAUGUCAUCAAUAUAAUACUGCAUUGUACUAUCUCAGUGUUGAUGGUUGAUGUGUUCUCAAUACUAUUGGGUGGACUGCAAUUCAGUAAUAAAGGAAGAAGGCUCAACCUGGCUCCAAAGACAUCUCUUCUAGCUGCUUUGCUGUUUGCUGUACAUCCAGUGCACACCGAAUGUGUUGCUGGGAUUGUUGGCAGAGCAGACCUGCUGUGUGCCCUGUUCUUUUUGUUGUCAUUCCUUGGCUACUGUAAAGCAUUUAGAGAAAAUAAGGAAGGACAUAAUUUUUCUAUAUUCUGGGUGCUGGUGAGUGUUAUCCUAGGUGCAAUAGCCAUGCUGUGCAAAGAACAAGGAAUUACAAUACUGGGUUUGAAUGCAGUGUUUGAUGCACUAGUCAUUAACAAGCUAAAUGUUUUGGAGCUUAUUCAAAAGUUACUACAUAAAGACAAGUCAUUGGAGAAUUCUGGGCUGUUUAGAAAGGGACUGCUUUUCAGGAUAACUCUCCUAAUGUCUGGAGGGGCCAGUAUACUUUAUAUACGCUGGAGGAUUAUGGGUACAGGGCCACCAGCUUUCACUGAAGUAGACAACCCAGCUUCAUUUGCAGACAGUCUGUUGGUGAGGGCUAUAAACUAUAAUUACUACUAUUCGUUGAAUGCAUGGUUGCUGUUAUGUCCCUGGUGGUUGUGUUUUGAUUGGUCAAUGGGCUGCAUACCCCUCAUUAAAUCCGCCAGUGACUGGAGGAUAAUUGCACUAGCAGCACUUUGGUUCUGCCUAAUUGGUCUGAUAUGCCAAGCUCUGUGCUCAGAAGACAGCCAUAAGAGAAGAAUUCUUACACUGGGACUUGGAUUUCUUAUCAUCCCUUUUCUUCCUGCAAGUAAUCUGUUCUUCCGAGUAGGAUUCGUUAUUGCAGAGAGAGUCAUCUACCUCCCCAGUAUUGGAUAUUGUAUUCUGUUUACUUAUGGAUUUAGUCUCUUGAGUAAGCAAGCCAAGAAAAAGAAAAUUCUUGCUGUGGCAGUACUUGGAAUCUUGUUGAUCAAUGUUAUGCGCUGUGCACUCCGCAGCAGUCAGUGGAGGUCAGAAGAACAGCUUUUUAGGAGUGCGCUGUCUGUGUGUCCCCUGAAUGCAAAAGUGCACUACAAUGUUGGCAAAAACCUGGCUGACAAAGGAAAUCAAAGUGCUGCAAUCAAAUACUACAGAGAAGCUGUAAGGUUGAAUCCUAAAUAUGUACAUGCCAUGAACAAUCUCGGAAAUAUUCUGAAAGAAAGAAAUGAGCUCCAAGAAGCAGAGGAGUUGCUGUCCCUAGCUGUACAAAUACAACCAGAUUUUGCUGCUGCAUGGAUGAAUCUAGGAAUAGUACAGAAUAGUUUAAGAAGGUUUGAAGAGGCAGAACAAAGCUACUGGACAGCAAUUAAACACCGGAAAAAAUAUCCAGAUUGUUACUACAAUUUAGGGCGGUUGUAUGCAGAUUUGAAUCGCCAUAUAGAUGCAUUGAAUGCAUGGAGAAAUGCUACAGUUCUGAAACCAGAGCAUAGUUUGGCUUGGAACAAUAUGAUUAUAUUGCUUGAUAACACAGGCAAUCUAGCUCAAGCAGAAGCAGUUGGAAGAGAGGCCCUGGAAUUGAUACCUAAUGAUCAUUCCCUUAUGUUUUCAUUGGCGAAUGUACUGGGGAAAUCACAAAAAUAUAAGGAAUCUGAAGCUUUAUUCCUCAAGGCAAUCAAAGCCAAUCCAAAUGCUGCCAGUUAUCAUGGUAAUUUGGCUGUGCUUUAUCAUCGCUGGGGAAAUCUUGACUUGGCAAAGAAGCACUAUGAAGUUUCUCUGAAGCUUGAUCCGAUGGCACCCGGGACCAAGGAAAACUACAGCCUCCUAAGAAGAAAACUGGAGCAAUUGCAAAAGAAAGGCGGUGCCUGA
Molecule: messenger RNA, 2280 nt
Organism: Chaetura pelagica (chimney swift)
Lineage: Eukaryota; Metazoa; Chordata; Aves; Apodiformes; Apodidae
Gene: TMTC4
Product: transmembrane and tetratricopeptide repeat containing 4
Exons: 17
Coding region: 58-2280 (740 amino acids)
Biological process (GO): endoplasmic reticulum unfolded protein response; protein O-linked glycosylation via mannose
Cellular component (GO): endoplasmic reticulum
Molecular function (GO): protein binding; mannosyltransferase activity
Source: RefSeq, a predicted model, not a curated record